AUGGAUCUAGCUAAGUCGUUUUUUAAUGUUCGCGAUCACGAAGGUUACGUCGGGAAAGAGGAGCAUAAUAAAAAAUUAGAAACAGCCGUCUCCGAGGAUGAAAUUGAAGUGGAAGUCGGAGGUUUAUGCUGCGAGACUCUGUCCCCAGCACCGGGUGGACCGUUUUCGGCAUUGACAUCGUCGAUGUGGCCGCAAGAUAUCCUAGCUAAAUUGAAUCAGCCCGAUGAUCCGAAUUCACAACCUGAGUACAGAUUCGACGAAUUUGGUUUCCGUGUGGAAGAGGAGGACGGUCCUGAACAAAGUUCAAAGAAGUUAUUGGGAAUACCGUUUGUUGAGGAUCCUCAACACAGGUUGCAAUGGGUUGCUCUCUUGGAAUUUAGUCAUAACAAAGAAGUAACAGAGCUAUCAUGGCAAAAUAUAGAUCGAAGACUACCACGCACAGACAAACUGCGUGAAAUGGUUCGACGUGGCAUACCUCAUUCUUUAAGACCACAAAUUUGGAUGCGUAUGUCAGGAGCACUCCAGAAAAAGUGUUCAUCAGAAAUCAUGUACAAAGAUAUAGUGAAAGCCUCGAGUAAUGAUGCAUUAAUGACAAAUAAACAAAUAGAGAAAGAUCUCCUUCGCAUUAUGCCAGCCAAUGCAUGUUUCAGUCAUCUCCAUAGUACCGGUAUACCUCGCUUAAGGCGUGUUAUGCGUGCCUUGGCUUGGCUGUAUCCUGAUAUCGGAUAUUGUCAAGGCACGGGCACAAUGGCAGCGUCGUUGUUGUUGCUCUUGGAAGAGGAAGAUGCAUUCUGGAUGAUGGCGACAAUAGUAGAAGACUUAUUACCAGCUUCUUAUUAUUCUUCAACAUUAUUGGGUAUUCAAGCUGAUCAAAGAGUACUUCGCACAUUAGUAACGAAUUACCUUCCCGACAUAGAUCACGUUUUAGUGCAACACGAUAUAGAAUUAAGUCUCAUAUCUCUCCAUUGGUUUCUGACUUUAUUUGCGUCAGUUGUACAUAUGAAAAUAUUACUGCGUAUAUGGGACAUGUUCCUCUUCGACGGAUCCAUAGUUCUAUUUCAAAUCACACUUGGAAUGUUGAAAAUAAAAGAGACGGAUUUGAGACAAUUGGAGAAUUCUGCACAGAUAUUUAACGCCCUUUCGAAUAUACCAGGAGACGUCGACGACGUGGACCAAUUAUUCAAUGUAUCUUUAGAAGUUAGUGGGUCAUUGACAGAUGUGUUGGUUGAAACUCACAGACGUCGCCAUUUGGCAUAUUUAAUGGCUGAUCAGGGUGGACUAGUAGGAAAUCCAGAUGCAGUACCGAACUUGCCGAAGCAACACUUGAAUAGACGUCAAAUGAAGCGAAACAAAUCAAUGUUGCAAACAUUUCUGUUUGGCAACGAUGAUGGUGAAGAUGAUGCGAAAUCUAAAAAUAUUCGUCAAACAGAAAUUCUAGUCGACCUGAGGGAAGCUGUAUUGCAAGUGGCGAGGCAUUUCAUAAACGUCGAUCCGAAACUGAACAACAUUCUACUUAUAGCAGAUUAUACUAUGGAGAGCCACGCGAAAGACCAUGACAAUUAUGUGAACGUAUCGCGAACGCGAAAGAGAAGAGCAAAAGCUUUACUAGAUUUUGAAAGACACGAUGACGAUGAACUCGGUUUCCGAAAGAACGAUAUAAUUACGAUUAUUAGCCAAAAGGACGAGCAUUGCUGGGUAGGAGAACUCAAUGGAUUGAGAGGAUGGUUUCCUGCGAAGUUCGUAGAACUGCUGGACGAACGGAGUAAACAAUACACAUGUGCUGGAGACGACGCGGUUAGUGAAGCUGUUACUGACUUGGUAAGAGGUACAUUGUGCCCUACUGUGAAAGCAGUAUUGGAGCAUGGAAUGAAGAGACCAUCGUUUUUGGGCGGACCAUGUCACCCAUGGCUGUUUAUAGAAGAGGCUUCCAAUAGAGAAGUGGAGAAAGACUUCAAUUCCGUUUACAGUCGAUUAGUUCUGUGUAAAACGUACAGAUUGGAUGAAGAUGGUAAAGUUUUGACUCCAGAAGAGUUGUUAUAUCGUUGCGUCCAGUCUGUGAAUUUAACGCAUGACAAUGCACACGCUCAAAUGGAUGUGAAAUUGCGUUCUCUCAUCUGCCUCGGAUUGAAUGAGCAAGUACUGCAUUUAUGGCUAGAGGUUUUAUGUUCAUGCGUGGAAGUGGUGCAAAAGUGGUAUCAGCCAUGGAGUUUUAUAAACAGUCCAGGUUGGGUGCAAAUCAAAUGCGAAUUAAGAAUAUUAAGUCAAUUUGCAUUUAACUUAAAUCCUGACUGGGAACUACCGCCAAAAAAGGAACAAUCGCAGCCUUUGAAGGAUGGGGUCCGUGAUAUGCUAGUCAAACAUCAUUUAUUCAGUUGGGAUCUUUAGCGUAAUGGAUUAGCGUGCGGUUAAAGAGAUUUUCACGUCUAAUCUCUUUAAACUUUCAUGCACAAUAAUUAUAGUGUACAAACACGUGAUCUCAUUUUUAUCAGUAUAUGAUGUUAAUUUAUAACAAAUAUACUGACAUACAUAUAUAUAACUUAAAUCUUUCUAAUAUAUAAAAUAUCUUUAAAAGCAUAAUACCGUAUUAUAAAAUGGAUAAUUCUAAAAAAAAAA
This is a messenger RNA of Harpegnathos saltator (Jerdon's jumping ant), 2613 nucleotides long. RefSeq names its product small G protein signaling modulator 3 homolog. The record is from RefSeq and is a predicted model, not a curated record. Lineage: Eukaryota; Metazoa; Arthropoda; Insecta; Hymenoptera; Formicidae. Gene Ontology annotation, molecular function: GTPase activator activity; small GTPase binding. Gene Ontology annotation, biological process: regulation of GTPase activity. Bases 1 to 2385 code for a protein of 794 amino acids. The transcript has 15 exons.